AUGGCUGCCGUGGAGUUCCCUGGUGCUGAAACGGAGGUCGGCUCCGAAGUGCUCGAAAGGCUCCUGAGCCACUACCAGCACAGGCUUCAUGGAACCAUCUGCGAGCGAGCAGAUGUGGCCCUGGACAAAGCCGAGACAGAGCAACGGAUCUCUGAGCUCGAAUCCAGGCUGGCUUUGCAGCAGAGCAUGCAUCUGGACCAAUUCCAGUUCACGGCGCCUGGCGUGCAGACGGAAGUCUUUCGGUCGAAGAAGCAGGUGCCUGAGCAGCUCAAAGUGGAUGCGAAAGCAUCCACCGCCGAUGGCGACUUUGGCUUCGCUCGGGAGGCAGACCUCUGA
Symbiodinium sp. CCMP2592 is the source of this 336-nucleotide messenger RNA. The record is from the annotation of a GenBank genome assembly. NCBI's taxonomy places the organism in Eukaryota, Dinophyceae, Suessiales, Symbiodiniaceae.